This is a messenger RNA of Colletotrichum godetiae, 663 nucleotides long. RefSeq lists its product as uncharacterized. The record is from RefSeq and is a predicted model, not a curated record. The transcript has 2 exons. Bases 1 to 663 code for a protein of 220 amino acids. Lineage: Eukaryota; Fungi; Ascomycota; Sordariomycetes; Glomerellales; Glomerellaceae.
AUGGACACUAGUAAUGCAUGCACCUCACAGACCAUCCGCCCAUGGGCCAUCAGGGCCAUCAGGGCCAUCACCAAGUCGGAUCCCUCGCCCAGCAAGGUGCUGACCGAACCUUCAGAUGCUGUGAUGCCUGCCAGAACGGCUGGGGUCGGGAGGUCCACGUUCACAUGGGAUGACGAUUGGGAGCCGCUAAGGCAGUACCGGGACGACACCCCACUCGAUGCCGGCCGCCUCGCCCAAUCGGAGGUAUCCAGACGGUACCCACCAAUGACUACCCUCCACAUUCUCCAACCACCGUUCGGCCUUUCGACCCCUCCAUCUCUUCUAAACCGCCGUUUUCACCUUGCCCGAGCCACCCCCGAACCUCUCUCGGUGGUGGUUGGUUGUCGGAUUUUUAUUGAUUCAGCAAAGAGAAUCGGGACAGAGGGGAGACGAAUUGAAAAAAAACUUUCCUCAUGCUUGCUCUCCCUUGCAACAGCUGCAUAUGCUCAUCCGGCCCAUUCUCGCGACCCGGUGACCGCGGCCCGCCCUGCAAACAGGGUCAUCUCUGGUGCUCGCCAAAUAGCUUCCGCAGCAUAUCAACAUCACGAGACGAGACGCCCGGACCAGUUGCCUCGACGUCAUCUAGCCAUUGUGACUGUGGCCGUGUUCGACCGCCUAAUAUAG